Molecule: messenger RNA, 1608 nt
Organism: Drosophila bipectinata
Lineage: Eukaryota; Metazoa; Arthropoda; Insecta; Diptera; Drosophilidae
Gene: jigr1
Product: jing interacting gene regulatory 1
Source: RefSeq, a predicted model, not a curated record
AUAAACACCUUUUAUUGUCGGCUCUAUCAUUGUAACAACUAGCUAGCUAGCAGCCAGCAGCAACCAGCGGGAGCCAAGAGCGCGCGCUUAAUAGAUAUAAAAAUACAUAUUUUUCGAGAUUUAAAAGGAUUCACGAGGUAAAAUGGAGCAUCUAUCGCACCUAUACCCCCCGCAGUUGCCGAAAGUGCGUGGCCGACCACGGGCCACCUACGCCCAGACUGGGGAAUUCGAUUUGGGCCUGAUCAGAGAAUACCGAUCCCGCCCAGUGCUCUACGAUCGCUCCAACAAGCGUUUUAAAGACAAACUGUAUGUGGCCCAACAGUGGGAACAAAUGUCCCACAAGCUAGGCUACGACGCAACCAGUUUAAGGGACCGCAUGAUCACAUUAAGGAAUCGCUACAACAUUGAGAAGCGACGCGUUGAGAACGGACUCCCCAGCCAAGGGUCUCAGUGGCCGCUGUUUGAGAGCCUUCAGUUUCUUGGAGACCACAUACGCCCUCGGCGCAGCUUUAAGAACAUGUCCCGAAAUGAUGAUGACGACGAACACUAUGGCAUGGAUGACCAGAGCGAUAGCAACGGUCAAAAUAUGAGUGUUAAGGAUGAAAUGGAGGAUGAAAGCGAGAUUUUCGAUUGCGAACAAACACUUCCCGUUACCACAGUAUUGGGUAUUCCCCCGACUUCUGACGAUGCAAACAAGAGCCAGCGGCAGAGCAACGGCAGCGACAUGGCCAAUGGCAAGGGCUACAAUCACUUUGCAGAGAGUUACCAAAAUCGUCAUCAGCCGGAAUAUAUCAUCAGUAGUCCCAUAGUUCCGAAGAGCAUUAACAAGCGUUCAGCGGCGCUCGACGAGCCAGCUAUCAAGCGCAGAGCUGUGCAAAAUGUUGGAAUGCCUUCCUUCUAUAACACACCCGCUCUCCCACCUUUACCAGCGUCUUACGCAAAGUUCCACGGCUUUGGCGAAUUCAUGGUCCACUCCCUGUGCGAUAUGCCCAUGACCACAGCUCUGCGUUUGGUUCAGAAAUUCACCCGCGAGCUCGUCCAAACUUCCCUCAAACAUGACGACAGUGGGAGCUCCACGAAGGCUGACCAGGCCGAUGCCACCGACCCGGUCGAUCCCGAAAACAGCAGCGAGUCUCAGGGGGAGGAUUUCGAGUAGAGAUUAAGUUGCAAUUUUAAAAUACGGGUAGGGAUAUUGAAACGCAAGUCCACAAUUAUAAAUAUAGCCGCACUAUGACAGAUACGAUAUUGAUUACACAAUAAGUUAAUACUCUUCUUUUAAGUCGUCUGACCUCGAAAAACUGGAGGCAAAGAUAAUCGCAUUUCAUUUAAUAACAUAAUGGAAAAAUAUACUCAUAAUUUGCUUUGUUUUAAAGGCAUGGGGUGGUUUGAUAGUUUAAAAGUUUUUAGGCCCUGCAAUGUCUUCGAUUUUAUAAUUCUGUAAUGGUAUUGAAUCCUAUAAAAGUAUUAUAUAGAACCAUAUAGAUUUUUAACAAUAAUAUAAAUUAUAAUUUUAACAAUUCGUCGCAAGGCGUAAUGCGUGUUUGUCUAAAUGGAAAAUGAAUGCCACAAAUAAAUAUGUAAAUCGCAGCAACCCAGAUACCUUGCAAA